AUGGAGCGCCGUCUUCUGGAUAGGCUUGAUGACGUGGAGAAGAAGCUUCGUCGCUCGCGUGCGGGGUCGGCGUCACCAUCAGCUCCUCGCGCUGCUCCCGUCGUCCCUCUCUCCGCGCUCCUGCCCCACAAUCCCUUUGGAUCCCCGGCGCGUUCAGAGCGGCCGCUACCUGCGGGGAUGGGCUUCGUAGGUGCUGGUGGCGGGCCGCCGUGGGCUCAGUUUGCUCCGCCGCGUCCUCUUCCUGCUCCGCGUGAUCUCGCCGUGUCGUCUCACCGUGCCCGCGCGUCUGCGUUACUUCCGUUGAUGAAGGAAGUUCCCACGGCGACCCUGGCCCGCCUAUGGUCGCUGGCGGCGUCCCUGCAGAGCCUUGAGCGGAUUCUCCAGGAGUCAUUUGACUCCAUGCCGAUGAGCCCUACGAGCAGGUUCUCUCAGAAACCGCGAGCAGAUUGUCAUGCGGCGGCGUCAGCGCUAUUCGCGCUCGUAACGCCACUGCAGGUAGCGCCCUCGCCGGGAGCAACCUCGGCCAGCCAGCUGGCUGACUCGGCCCUGGCUCUGAGGACGCUUGUAGCAGGCCCUGGUACUCCUGUUGACGUUGUAGGCGCCACCGUGUCUGUGGUCCGCCAGUUGUGGUUGAACACGAGCGGAAUGCUCGCUGCGGUAGAGGCGGACCGCAUUUUCGACCUGGCCACCCAUCGCCUGACAGGCAGCAAUGACCUCAACCUCGUCAACCUCUUCCUGCGCCUCUUCGGCCCGUGCACCGAGGAGCAGCUCUGCAUUCACCUUCUUCUCAUCCUCAUCCUUUGGGAAUGA
This is a messenger RNA of Closterium sp. Naga37s-1, 810 nucleotides long. NCBI's taxonomy places the organism in Eukaryota, Viridiplantae, Streptophyta, Zygnematophyceae, Desmidiales, Closteriaceae. The record is from the annotation of a GenBank genome assembly.